Molecule: messenger RNA, 2127 nt
Organism: Ochotona curzoniae (black-lipped pika)
Lineage: Eukaryota; Metazoa; Chordata; Mammalia; Lagomorpha; Ochotonidae
Gene: KIRREL2
Product: kirre like nephrin family adhesion molecule 2
Exons: 16
Coding region: 1-2127 (708 amino acids)
Biological process (GO): cell-cell adhesion
Cellular component (GO): cell-cell junction
Molecular function (GO): cell adhesion molecule binding
Source: RefSeq, a predicted model, not a curated record
AUGGCACCGCCACCCCCCACCCCGUCCAUUUCGCUCAGGAUGCUGGUCCCCGCCCUCCUCGCGCUCUUCCUCGGCUUCAGAGUGCGCGCAGGCCCUUCACCCCACUUCCUGCAACAGCCAGAGGACCUGGUGGUGCUGUUGGGAGGCGAAGCCCGCUUGCCCUGUGCCCUGGGAGCCUACCGGGGACUAGUUCAGUGGACAAAGGAUGGUCUGGCUCUAGGGGGUGAACGGGACCUGCCAGGAUGGUCCCGGUACUGGAUAUCGGGGAACGUGGCCAGCGGCCAGCAUGAUCUCCAUAUCAGGCCCGUGGAGCUUGAGGAUGAAGCACUGUACGAGUGCCAGGCCACCCAAGCCGGUCUCCGAUCACGCCCUGCCCAAUUGCACGUGCUAGUGCCCCCUGAGCCCCCCCAGGUGCUGGGCGGCCCCCUUGUGUCUCUGGUGGCUGGAGCUCCUGCGAACCUGACGUGUCGGAGCCGAGGGGAAGCCCGCCCCAGUCCUGAGCUACUGUGGUUCCGAGACGGGGUCCGGCUGGAUGGGACCACCUUCCACCAGAUUCUGCAGAAGGACAGAGCCACAGGGUCGGUGGAGAGCACCUUGUUUCUGACCCCUUCCAGCCAUGAUGAUGGAGCUACUUUGGUCUGCCGGGCCUGGAGCCAGGCCCUGCCCACAGGGAGGGACACAGUUGUCACAUUAAGUCUGCAGUACCCGCCUGUGGUGACUCUGUCGGUGGAGCCGCAUUCGGUGCAGGAGGGACAGAAGGUCACUUUCGUGUGCCAGGCCACGGCCCAGCCCCCGGUCACCGGCUACAGGUGGGCCAAAGGGGGCUCUCCGGUGCUGGGCGCCCGCGGGCCAAGGUUGGAGAUUGUGGCAGAUGCCUCGUUUCUGACCGAGCCCGUGUCCUGCGAGGUCAGCAACGCCGUGGGGAGCGCCAACCGCAGCACAGCCCUGGACGUGAUGUUUGGGCCCAUUCUGGAGGCAAGGCCGGUGCCCAUGUCCGUGGAUGUGGGGGAAGACGCCUCCUUCAGCUGUGCCUGGCGGGGGAACCCGCUCCCGCGGAUAACCUGGACCCGCCGAGGAGGCACACAGGUGCUUGCCUUCGGCCCCAUGCUGCGUCUCCCGUCGGUGGGGCCGGAGGACGCUGGCGAUUACCAGUGCAGAGCAGAGCCCGGCCCUUCGGGGCGCGGAGGAGGAGCUGCGGACGCCAGGCUGACGGUGAAUGCUCCCCCUGUGGUGACCGCCCUGCGCUCCGCGCCCGCCUUCCUGAGGGGACCCGCCCGCCUGCAGUGUCUGAUUUUCGCCUCUCCCGCACCGGAGGCUGUGGUCUGGUCUUGGGAUGAGGGCUUCCUGGAGGCAGGGUCGCGGGGCCGGUUCCUGGUGGAGACUUUCCCAGCCCCGGAGGGUCCUGGCUGGGUCUCUGUGCUACACAUUUCCGGGACGGAGGACUCCGACUUCAACAAAGGCUUCAAUUGCAGUGCACGGAACCGGCUGGGCGAGGCCCGCGCUCGGGUCACCCUGGGCCGCAGAGAUUUGCUGCCCACUCUGCGGCUUGUAGCCGGAGUGGCCUCUGCAGCUGUCACUCUCCUGAUGAUCAUCACUGGAGUGGCCCUGUGCUGCUGGCGCCAUGCCUCUUUCUCCAAGCAAAAGCAGCUGGUACGUGUCCUGGGCAGCAGUGACAACUCCAGUUCCAGGUGCCCAGAGGAGGAGACAGGCAGCAGCGAGGAGCCGGGCUCCCUGAUGCACAAUGACCGCAGUGACCUGGCUCUGGGUGAGGAAGGGGCGCUGGAGACCAAGGACCCAACCAACGGCUACUACAAGGUCCGGGGAGUCAGUGUGAGCCUGAGCCUGGGUGAAGCUCCUGGAGGAGGCCUCUUCUUGCCACCCACCUCCCCGCUGGGACCUCCAGGGACCCCUACCUACUAUGACUUCAACCCACACCUGGAUGUGAUGCCUCCAUGCAGACUGUAUCGAGCCCGGGCGGGCUAUCUCACCACGCCCCAUCCUCGCGCCUUCACCAGUUACGUUAAACCCACAUCCUUUGGAACUCCAGAUCUGACCUCUGGGACGACCCCCUUCCCGUAUGCUGCCUUCCCCACCCCCAGCCACCCACGACUUCAGACUCAUGUGUGA